AAAUGAAAAAGAUGGUAACCAAAACCCCAGAACUUUUUUAUAGUAUCUUUGGGGUCACGUGUUCAACGAUGAAUUCUAUGAUUUAUUUGUUGAAUGUUCAUUUUUCACAAAGACUAUUAUUGUAAAAUUGUAUUUGUGUAAUCGGUGCGGCGUCAUCUUGUGACGAAUAUUUUAUUAUUUAUUAUUUUUAUUCUUAACGAUUUAAACUGUUUUAAAUUUUGUCGUUAAUUGUGGAUAAAUCUAAUUUUUCCAUUUAUAUCAGAAAUAUUUUCCCAAAUAUGAUGGAUACCUAUAGUUUAUUAUUGCCUAUAUUUUAAAUUUUGCCCUAAACAGGUAAUUUUCCAUUACGCUGUAAUAAAUUUACUCCAGGUAUUUAGAAUAGUAUCGGUGUCUAAAUACAUUUAUUAGUAAGUAUCUACUAUUACUAAUAACAGAUAUAAGUUAUUAAUAUUGUUUUAACUUACUACAUAUUAUUAUAAAUAUUUAUUAUAUUAAAUAAGGUUCAAAAAAAUAAGUAUUGGGUAUCUUUUCUAUGAUAUAUGUAAAUAGCUUUAUAUAAACCUACGUCAUUGGUAUAAUUAUUAUUUAAUUACUUGUGUACUAACAUUAUUUAAAAACUUAAGAAAUUUGGAUUGUUUUAAAAUAACUAAUUUAACUGAUACUUAAUUACCUACCUAGGUACUAAAAAAUAAUUUUAAUACUUCUACCGGUAAUUGUUACCUAUAUUUUCUAUUUUUAAUAGUAUUUAUAAUGCCUAUAAGUAGGUACCUAAUAUAAGUACAUAAUUUUUUAAAUAUUGUCAAUAUUAUCAUCAACAUCUAAUUAUAAAUAAUACAAAUGUGUAAUAUUAUUAUUUUUAUUUACUUAAGUAGUUUAAUAUUAUAUUAAAUUCAUAAGUAGGUAUGUAUCUAUUUAUUUUAUAAUUAUUUUUAAUAAUACAGUUUUUAUAUUGUAUUUGGAUGGAUAAUUUUCUGAACACUGCUUCAAAGUUUUAGUUUAGGUAUUAAUUAGGCAAGUAUGUUAAGAUCACACAGUAUAUCUUAGUUUCGGUUCUAGGCAUAGAUGCAGAUUUUAUUGUGUACAUUUUUUAGAUUUUUUCUUUGAUUUUUAAUGGUCAUUGAUGACCAUUAUUGCAACUCACCCUUGCUUCAAUCUAUCCCUAUUCUGAGCUAAUAAUUCUCUGCCUUUUAUUUCAAUUGAAAUUAGAUUCUACCUGACUGUCUAUCUACCUUUGUUUUGUCUUACCUAGUGGUUGUUUGCCAUUGAGUUUCCAUUUAAGAAUAUGUUUUAUUAUUCCGCCAGAUUAUCAUGUGUGAACCGCCCUUGUAAUUCUUUUGCAUUUUAGUACUGCUCCUAUAUUUGGUUCCUUCAAUAAUUAUCAUGAUACCACAUUACUCCUUAUUUCAUAUUGAUGAAUGAAAUUCUUUUUUAGUCCAUAUAUUUAUCAAGGUUUAUGUACCUAUUUUAUUAAUGUUGAUAUAUAUAUAUAUUAGGGUGCUAGUUAUUUAUAUAGUAAAAAUAUUUUUAUUCAAAUUUUAAAGAAUAUUGGCCAAAAAUUUAUUUCAAUACACUUAAAAAUAAGUUUUCUAAAUUUUAAGCUCAAUUAAAAAUAUUUAACAGGUACUGACUUAGGCUCAAAGUUCUAUGAAAAAGGAUAAAAUUGUAAUUUUUAACUUAUACUUGGUCAAUUUUUAAAUUAACGAAAAAAUCUUAUAGAACCAUUAUUGUAAAUCUAGUAAUUAUACACAAACAAGUAUCGUAAGGAAUAUUUUCGUUAUGCUAACUCUUUCUUGUGAAUUAAAGAAAAAUAUACAGAAUAUAUCUUUAAAUUAUUAAGAUACCUUUCUAACUAUUAUUUUAGUUCUGUGUGUUUUCUUAAAAUAUUUCUAAUAUUUUUUCAAAAUAAUAACUCUUUCUUCUAAAAUUAUUAAAAAUCAAUUUUCAAAUUUUUAAAUUAAAAAAAAAAAAAAGGACAAAUUAUGUACUUAUUUUAUUUUGUAAUAGAAAAAAAAAUAUUAUAAAAAUAUAACUUAUACUUUAUUAAAAUAUUUUUUUAAGUACAUAAGAUAUUUUCGUCAAUUGAAAAAUUGACCAAGUAUAAGCCAAAUAAUUACAAUUUUACCUUUUUUCAUAGACUUAUUUUUAGAUGUAUUGAAACAAAUUUCCAGCCAGUACUACUUAAAUUUUACAACUUCACAAUUAACUGGCACCCUAAUAUGUAUACAUAAUUUAAUUAUUAUUUUACUUACUUUUACCUAACUUUUGUUAGCUAUGGUUAAACAUUAUACAGAUAUACAUUCAAUUUUCCUUCUAUUACCUUCCCAAAUUCUCACCUUUAACAGUUGGCCACCCAUGUGCGAAGUAUGUCCAUCUUUUUCAUCUAUGGUGCCUUGAAAAGAAAAUGUUUCAAAGACUCCUGGCAUACCAGGCCAAUACUGGGUAUACCUAUUAUAAAAAAAACCUUGUUAAAAACAUUAAAAUACAAGAUAUUUCAUUUAUUAAGGAGCUUAUUUUGGCUCCGAUAGUUGGGAGAUAAAAAUUAAUUUUUGAAUUAUUGUUACUAGGUAGGUCCUAAACCUAUUAUACAUUUUUAACUUUAUUUUUACAGACAAUAUGGAAAAAAUAGUCAAGAUUUUUGUCCACCAAAGUUAUUUCCUAGAAAAUGAUUUAGUUGUUGACUAUAAUGUGGAACCUGGAGUAAUGCUAGUCUAACAAUCUUAAUGUACAAUUUUUAAAAUCGCUAAACUAAAAUUAAUUUUAGGCCCAUUUAAAUGUAUCAUCUAAAGAUUGGAUAGCACUUAUACCUAAAGGAUGGUCUGGAGUAGAUGAACAAGUGGUUUUUAAAAUGGUCAAAAUUGAUAGUGAUGUAGCAAAUUUAGCAAUUAAAUCUGUCAUUAUGGAAAAGAAUUGUUUUCAGAAUGUUGUGGAAUGUGAAAAACCGUAUCAACUUAUGUAUAUUAGUCAAUAUUUAGAGGUGAGAAUUUAAUUAUAUUUGUAUAUUAUUAUUAUGUUAUAGAAUUAUUCAAUUUAUAUCUGUUUAAUAUUUACAGAUAUUAGGCAGAAGUGAGUAUUUUACAUUUCUUCAUCAAUCUGGUAUUUGUAAUUGUCCGUCAUCCUUAACAAAAACAGAAAGUAAAGAAAAUUCUAGGCAAUUUAGAACUGUAAGUAUACACAUAAAUAUAGGUAUCACAAAAAUGAAUAUACCCACUAUAAAACCUGCCUAUAAUGGAUACUUAUAGGUUCAUCAAAAAUGGCCUUAUAGUGAAAUGCAUAGGUACAUAUUUAAAGAAAAUGUUGUAUUUAAAUGUAUUAUAAUUUAUUUUUAACACAGGUCUAUAUUCCUAUUUAAAUAUAGGUACAUGAUUAUUUUUCAAAGUUGAAAGUACAUAGAUAUUAUUUUAUACAUUUUUGUGUUACAUACACGCAAAUAAACAAUUAAUUUUCUUCAAUAAAAAAUAGAAUUGAUGUUAGUUUUGGUUUCGUCAGCAUAUUUUGUCACUAAUUUUGAAAUGUUUGAUUGUCACUCAUUCAUAAUUGUAAUAAAUAUUAAUUCUCCACAAAUUGUUUUAAAAACAAUUUUAUGUUGAGCCUUUGAAGUACUGCAUUCAUCCAUUUGACAUUUUAAAACUAUUACCACUCUAUUUGAUUAGCAACUUCCAAUGGUUUUUUUUGAAGCAUUUGUCCACUUACAGGUACAUUCUUAUUUAUAACACGGACAAAUUAUUAUAAAAUAAUUUUAUCAAUCAACUCACUUUGCUCAUUCCUCUGAAAUCAUUGAGAUUUUUCAUUUCUAAUAAUCUUAUUGUCCUAUGUAAAAUCGCUUCUUUAUUAUUCAAAAUUUCGGCAACUUUGUUAUCCCAAUUUAAAAUUGUUCAGUGUGUUUACAUGUUUUAAAUUGAUUGAUUUCCAGAGUACAGGAGGUGAAAAGAAGCUACUCAAUAAUUUAAUAAUAUGGUUUUCUGGUUAUAAUAGAAUAAUAGGAUAUAAUAUUUUAUCUAUAUAGACUAUGCAAUAAAUAUUAUCGUUCUCGGCAAUAUUAAAGUGUAAAGUAAAAUUUUUUUUAUUACAUUUUCCUUUUUUAACUGUAAAAUUGUUAUCUUGUUAUUUUGCCAACGAGGAGAAAUAUUACAUAGAUAGGUUGAAACUUAAAAUACUUAUCUUUUUACUUAGUAUUCAUUAUUUACUUGUUAAGAUAGAUUCCUCUCUCUCUCUCUUUCUAUAUGUAUAUAUAUCUACAUAUAUAAUAAUUAUUAUAAUUUACACAAGUGUUAGGUAGGGAUGGAGUGGGGACCAAAUUCAUGUUGGUAGAUUAAAAUUUACCCAGGCCACCCAAUAUAAUGUAUACCUACUAAUAAAAAUUUGUUCGCAUUUUAAUUUGAAUUAGUGGUAAAACCAAGAUUUUGAACUAUGGUGAGUUAAAUACGUUUUUUUUUAAAUUGAGAUAAAAGCGAACUAAGCGAGGAUUAGAUUUGAGGGGUUUUGACACAUCAAGAAAUGUAUAAAAGUGAUCUCAUCAAUGUAUGUACAUUUUAAUGUAAUACUUAAACAAAAAUGUAUUUAAAAAAAAACUUAAUAGGUAUUCAAAUAAGAAUAUAAUAUGUGUUAUGGUAUACAUUUUUACUGAGUUUCUGAAUUAUGCAAGUAUAAAGUAAAAUCUUAGUCCUUUAAAGUAGAUAGUGAUAUUAAUUAAUAUUAUAUUACAUUUUAAAUUUUACUAGUUUAUAACCUAUUAAAAAUAAUAUUUUGACAUUUUGACAAAAAAAACAUAUUAAUUUAUUGCAUUUUCAAACAAAUCUAAAAUAUGUUUUAUAUCUUUUACUUGUUGAGCCAACUUAUAAAUAGGUUCCAUUUCUUUAGAAAGUUCUUCACAUUUAGCCAUUAAUUGAUACAUAGAUUUUAUAUUGGCAUCAAUGGAAUCACAUGUUUUACAAACGACAUCUCUAUAUAUUUCUAAACAUUCAACAGUUAAUGCAGACAUAUUAUGUAAUACACCUGAAAGAGAUUCAGAUAAUGUAUCUACGGAAGCAGCAAUAUUUCUAGCUUCAAACUCUAGAUCAUUCAGCAAAUUUGCAUCCAGAAUAAAUCUUCCUAAAGGUCUAACAGGCAUUGUCGGGCUUGUCUGUUUGAGUUUGCUUUCCAAAUCUUCAGCAACAAAUGUUACCAUGUCUCCAUUUUUAGUGACUACGCCUUCAAGGUUGUUUAAAAAAUCCAUUUCUUUAGAUUCUCAAUAUUUCAUCUGAAAUAAAUAAUUAAUAAUAUAUUAAAUUGCAAUUAGAUAGUUAACAAAUAUGUUUGUACCUAACUAUUAUCAAUAUAUUAAAAGAAAAUUAGUAACCAUAUUAAUCUAUCAAACCAAAAACAUAAAGGUAUGUUUGGUCAUAGAAUUGGAAUACUUUUGUAUUUUUUUGGUUAUUUAAUUAUUUCUAUUACACAAAUUUAAAUGCACCUAUACAUUCCAUUAAUCUUAAACUAUAAAAUUUUAUGUAUUUAUGUUCUUUAACUUUGUUGUCAGUCGGUCUUUAACCGUAAACCACUUCGUAGACAAUCACCGACACCACGUGAAUUUUACAAAAAUCGACCUCAAUCACAAAAUACUGGAGAAAAGGAUGAUAAAUUAAAAUCAAAACCAUUAUCUAUAAAUAACUGUAUUAAAUGUAAUGCCCCAAGCAAUUUUAUAGUACUUGAACAUGCAUAUCUUUCAAAAGUAUAAACAAUUAUUAUCUAUUUAAUGGUAGAACAAACUAAUUUUAUAUUUAUUUAGAUUCAAGAGUUAACAGUAAAUAAUGAAAUUAUGGAAAAACGUUUAUUACAAAUAGAAAAAGAUUUGGUGCAUACAUUCGAAAUAGUUAAUAAACAAUUUAAAAUAAGCCAAGUAAUUUCUCAACAAAAAGAUAAUAUUGAACAAUUUGUUGACGAUAUAGUUCAUGGCUUAUUGAAUGAUGGCAAAAUAACUUUUUGGGCCCAUGCUCAAGAAGUAAAUACUGAUUAUUUUUUACUUAAGAAAUUAUAUUUGAAAUAAUAGUAAUAAAUUAUAAGUUAACAUAAUUUGUAUAUUUUUUUUAUAAUUUAGUUUUCAGUGGUUAGAGAAUUCCCAGGUAAAAACCGAACCUCUCUUCCACCAGAUGAUUGUACUACAGUGUCGGUUAAUAUGUCAAUAAAUUCAUCUAAAGAAGCACAUAUGAAAGCUAUAAUUGGUCAACAAGAACAAACUAUUCAACUUCUUGUCAAUAAAAUAAGGGACUCUUUUGAUAUUUUUUUCAAAGUAUUUAAUAUUAUAAAAUGUACAAAUUUUAAAACAGCCAAAUUUAAUAACUAAUUAUGAAUACAAUUAUUUUAGGCUAAUAUACCAUCUGAACAAAAUAGUUCAAUUUUAACUUCGCCUAGAAAUAAAAUGAGUAAUUUAGGUUACAUGGACAGCUCAGGAACUACAUAUUUUUCUCCUUUGGGAUGUAUUACUGAUACAAAUUUAUAUCAUCCACAGGAUAUGGAUACGGUGGAUGAUAUAAAUUUGUAUUUAUCAAAUAAUAUUAAACAUAACAAUACUAUUGAAAAAAAAUUUGGAAAUGUUUGUAAAUGGAGAAAAAACAUUACUUCUAAUAGUGAAUUCUUUAAUAGUCCGGUAAGCAAAAUUCAUAGUAUUGUUUUAUAAUUUAUAUAUUAUACUACAAAUUAAUGUUUUAAUUUAACUUUAAAUUUAAACCAAAUUAGUUAAUUAUUUUAAUUAAUCAUUAAUUAUUUUAGGAAUUUAAAGUGAUAACUAUGUCAAACAAAGAAGCCAAAGAUGAAAUAUCAACUCUUGAAGAAUUGAAAGACAAUGAUAAUUCAAUAUACCCGUUAUAUUCACAAUUGUCGGAAUUCAGUGAAAACUGUUCGAAUGAAUUGUUGGAUAGUAAUGAAAUGAAAAAAAAUUAUGAUUCAGAAAGAAGUAAAGAUUUUGUUUAAGUAAAUUUAUUAUUUUGGUACCUAUUAGUAUCAAAAUAAUUUUGAAUUAUAAUAUCAUUCAAUAAACCUAUAUAUUUGUAUGAAUAUUAUGUGGGUACAAAAUUACUUACAUUUAUAUCUUUGAAAAUGAUUUUACUAUUCAGUAUUCUAGUGAUAAAAUUGUAUGAAAUAUUUAUCAAUGAAAAGUGUGAAUUCUCUGUGUUUUGAUACCUAGAUUUAAUAACAUUUUACCAAAUAAUAUUAUUUCUUCCUACAAGUUUAAUUGUUUUCUUAAAUUUAAAAGUAUUAGAUAGUGUAGUAUAUAAAUAUAUAAAUGCACACAGAUAUAUUAGAUAUAUUCAUUAUUAUAUACUAGCUGUCUAUCAUGGCUUUGUCAGUGCAAUAAAUGCUUAUAUUUAUGUUAUGUUAGGUUACUACAGGCUAAUAAUAAAAAUUGUUAUUGUCGUUUUUCUUCCCAUUUUAACCCAGACUUAGAACUCCGCAAGUUACUGUUAAAAACUUUUUAGCUUUUUAUUUAGCUACCCAGUGAUAGUUUAAUCGUCGUUAGGUUAAGUUUACUACUUCCACUGGCAGAUCAAGAAUUUGAAUACUUUAAAACUUUCUCUAGACAAUGCAGAUAAUGUUGCGAAUAACCAAAAAAAAAUUGGUCUUGUAUUUUAGAGAACAUGCAUGACUUUUUCCAUUUUCACAUUUACAUAUAUACAGAUUCACCCCAUUCAAUUUGGACAAUUAUAAAAUUAAGAUUUUUAAUUAGAUAACCUUUUAUUUAACCGAAAGCAUAAGUAAAGUGUAAAUGUUACGGUCAAAAGUCGAAAUCUAGCAAAAUUUGAAUACUAUACUUUAUACUUGGGCAAAAUGUCAUAUUUCGGCCUUGCCCAGACAAACCUAAUAGUGACCAACCUCAUUUACACAAAAUUGUAAUUACAAUUACGCAUCCAUACAUUUCAAUUUUUCACAGUAGUUAAGUACCAUAUUAUUUUUUAAUAUUACACAUAAAUAACAGUUAAAUAAAUAUUAUUGUUCCUGUAUAGUUAAAUAUGAUUAAAUAAGUUUAGAUGAAUAAUAAUAAAAUUGAUUUGGUAUAUAUGUUGACAAAGUUAUUCAAAAUUAAAAAAAUAUAUUAGAAUUAUUAUUAGGUAUCUUGACAUAAUUAUAUAUUCAUUGAUUUGUUGUUUACAUUAUUUGCACCAUCUUGUAGUACACUUAAUUUUGCAAGUUCAAAAAACUAAUCCUUGCCCUCCAAGUUAACUAGUCAAAAUACAUAAUAUGUAAUAAUUUAUGACAUUUUGUCCUAGUACCAUGGACACUUCUUGGUUUGCCCAGUGAUUUCUGAGAUUUGCCCGUAACAUAAAUAUUAUUAACAAUUAUUUAUAACUUAAGUCAAUGAGAUUAUAUACAGGAAUAAGAUUCCAUUCUUUUUAAUUGUCAAUAUAGAAAUUAAAACAAUUUUUUUUUUUUUAACAAUUUGAAAAAUUAAAUCAAACUGCUCAACAUAAUUUUUUGUUAGCAAUGAUUUAUCAUAUACACAUAAUAAAUUAAAUAACUUUUAAUAUCAUAAGUACUUUUCUGUAAAUUGUUUUAAAGGAAAAUUUGUAUUGGUUUGUAAUAGGUAUCUAAUUAAAAAGCGUUUAAAUAUCAAAUGAAAAAUAAUACUUAACAAUUUGUCUUUAUAUUGUAUGUUAUUAAAUUGUACAUUAUAGUUUUUUAUUAACUGUGUCAAAAUUGACAUAAUACCUUUAAUUUAUUAUUUAAAUAUUAACUAGAAACAAAAUAGUGUUGUUAGAACCCACAAUGCAUUCAAAUGUGUGACACAUAGAUUAUCGUCAAUUGUCAAAUAUUAACUAACUUCCUGGACUGUUAUACGACUAGUGUAUAAUAUUAUUGUGCAAUAAAAACAGUAUUAAUAAAAUGAAUGUACAAUGUGAAAAAUCUGUAUAGAAUGAUGUCUCUACACAUACAUGGUCAAUGAAAAUAAAAAUUAUAUUUAAUAUAAUAUUUUAAAUAGAAACAAUAAAAGUUCAAUGGUUUUGUAAGUGGAAUGGAAAAAGAAAAAAUAUCCUUUAUUUAUAAGAAAUAUAUUUUAGAAUAUUUUUUUAAUAAUUUUAAUUUUCUAAUACAUGUCUAUUUAUUUUAGAUGGUUUCUGAAAUUGCUGUUUAAUGAUUUUAUGCCAUGUCAUUGAAGUUCAGUUUUACUUUUGAAGAAUUUGUUUUACCUUUUUGUUUGUUAUAAUUAUUUUGUUUUAUUUCUUAAUCAAGAAUUAGUUAAAUAAAAUUAUUACAUUAUAAUAAUAUUUGUUGCAAGUAUACCAAAAAUUUAAUUAAAUAAAUACAUUUUUUUUUUUUACAUAAUAAUAUAUGGAUAUUAGAGUAUAUUAAAAUAUUAUUCUAAAAUUAUUUCAAAAUGGCAAGCUUUAAAAUAAUAUUUGUUUAAAAUUAAUAUUAAC
Molecule: messenger RNA, 9386 nt
Organism: Cinara cedri
Lineage: Eukaryota; Metazoa; Arthropoda; Insecta; Hemiptera; Aphididae
Source: the annotation of a GenBank genome assembly